Messenger RNA from Musa acuminata subsp. malaccensis (wild Malaysian banana), 1667 nucleotides. The record is from RefSeq and is a predicted model, not a curated record. NCBI's taxonomy places the organism in Eukaryota, Viridiplantae, Streptophyta, Magnoliopsida, Zingiberales, Musaceae.
GUGGUGGAAUCGAUCUCUGCGGGGUGCGAAGUCGAGGGCAUAAAACGCUCGCGUCCUCUGCUUCGCCACCUCUUGUUCCCCUUUUGUUCCCAGAUCUCCCUAAUUUUCUCUUGCGAGUUCGAUCGAUCGAUCUGCGGAGGCGGCAUGGCCGAGCAGCUCACCGACGACCAGAUCGCAGAGUUCAAGGAGGCCUUCAGCUUGUUCGACAAGGACGGCGAUGGCUGUAUCACAACUAAGGAGCUUGGAACUGUGAUGCGUUCUUUGGGUCAGAACCCUACUGAAGCAGAACUACAAGACAUGAUAAAUGAGGUUGAUGCUGAUGGCAAUGGUACAAUCGACUUUCCCGAGUUUCUUAACUUGAUGGCUCGCAAGAUGAAGGAUACAGAUUCAGAGGAGGAGCUGAAGGAGGCCUUCAGAGUGUUCGACAAGGAUCAGAAUGGCUUCAUCUCUGCUGCUGAACUUCGUCACGUCAUGACCAACCUCGGCGAGAAGCUUACAGACGAGGAAGUUGAUGAAAUGAUCCGUGAGGCCGAUGUUGAUGGUGAUGGUCAAAUCAACUAUGAGGAGUUUGUGAAAGUGAUGAUGGCGAAGCACAUGAGAAGAGAGGCGGGCCGCGACAUCUUCCUCUUCUUCUUGUGCUUGCACAACUCAGGGGAGGAGGAAAGGAGAAAGAUGGACGGGCAAGAGAAGAAGAUGAAGGUUCUCUGCCUCCAUGGCUUUCGAACCAGUGGGAGCUUCUUGCGCAAACAAAUCAGCAAGUGGGAUCCUUCCAUCUUCCACCACUUCCACUUGGACUUUCCGGAUGGUAUAUAUCCAGCAGGAGGGAAGUCGGACAUAGAAGGCAUAUUUCCACCACCAUACUUUGAGUGGUUCCAAUUCAACAAGGAAUUUACAGAAUACAAGAAUUUCGAGGAGUGUAUCUCUUAUCUGUGUGACUACAUCACAAAGAAUGGCCCUUUCCAUGGAUUGCUUGGCUUCUCUCAGGGUGCAACACUAUCAGCACUUUUGAUAGGCUAUCAAGCUCAGGGGAAGGUACUGAAGGACCACCCACCAAUAAAAUUUUUGGUGUCAAUAUCAGGUAGCAAGUUCAGAGACCCAAGCAUAUGUGACAUUGCUUACAAGGACCCCAUCAAGGUGAAAUCUGUGCACUUUAUUGGAGAGAAAGAUUGGCUGAAACUGCCUUCUGAGGAGCUUGCUGCUGCCUUUGACAACCCUUUGAUUCUGAGGCAUCCCCAGGGCCACACUGUCCCUAGACUCGAUGAGGCAGCUGCGAAACAGCUAUCGGAAUGGACUGCAAGCAUUUCCAGAAGUGAAUUCCCCUGCGGUACUUCUGUUCCGAAGAAUGUUGAAUGUGAAAUGAACAACAUCAAGCAUGAAGCGAUAGCUGAUCCAAAAUGCAUCGAAGCUCCAAGUGCAGCUUAGGUUUCACCACAUGAACUGGUAAGUAAAAUAAAGAAAAGAACAUGGUAUGACAUGCAACUGUUGUUUCUUUCUUUGAACAGCUACAUGAACUUUGUAAUCCUUCCACAUGAUGCAUUUUGCUGAAUCCAGAGUUCCCUUAUCAGUCACAGAACACUACUCAAUGAUUGUUAUAUUCACGAAUGUCGAUUGCAUAUAUUUCCCAUCUGUUGUUGUUUCUUACAAACAUUAUCAGGAUUUAAUCUUUC